Molecule: messenger RNA, 3072 nt
Organism: Postia placenta MAD-698-R-SB12
Lineage: Eukaryota; Fungi; Basidiomycota; Agaricomycetes; Polyporales; Adustoporiaceae
Exons: 11
Coding region: 1-3072 (1023 amino acids)
Molecular function (GO): protein binding
Source: RefSeq, a predicted model, not a curated record
AUGGCUAACUAUGUCUCAAAUCCGAUCGAAAUCUACGGCAUGCGCAACGUCCGUGAAAACAUCAUUGAGGUGUUCGGGAAACAUGUAAUGGAGCUCCCGGUCAAGUUAUUUAUGAAAGGCCUUCUUCCCCCAUUACAUUCAAGCAUCAUUAUCGAGGAUGUCAUCAAGAAGCUCAAACGCGGACGUCAUCCCGAGAUUGUCAGAGGCCGGUGGAGAAGAUUCAAAGGUGAACCGAGCAAGUCUGGCAAAGCGGAGAACGAUACUUUCCAACCGCUUGUCUACAUCGCGCAGGCUGCAGCCAGAGCAGCUGAGGUUGAGGACCUCCCACAGUUCGAUUUUGUCCAAAAUUCAGAUUGGGCGUGUGAAGACAGUCGUAGGCGAUCAAAAACCCGACCGGACGCGUACUUUGUGCUGCGCGGGAAGUCCGGUGGAACAGCGUCUUGGAAGGACAUUGGCGCGUGCAUCGAGUAUAGCAAGCACAAGUCCAACAACUGCCGAGACCUCGGCACACCUGGCUUCAUAGCUGAAGAAGUCGCCGCACACCGGUAUACUCAUGGGGGCGGUCGUCUCGGAGAGUCGACCGAGAAGCCUACUCCUGUGUCUGUGAUAAAUGCCAUCUUCCGCUAUAAUCCACUGCAUGAUCUGGAGUCUAUCUGGUGGGUUGCCUACUACUACAUCUACCGGAGGAUCGUCGUCAGCGUGGAUGGCACUCCAGUCCUAGCCGACGAUGAGUCCCAAAUGGAAUGGCCUUGCGAAGCGAGUCAUUGUGCGAGGAGAACAUUCUACGACAGGAGUGUGAGGUCCCACAUGCUCUCCCAAUAUCUACCAAUCGCGGACCUAUAUUGUUGCCUCCACAAGUCGGUCCUUGGAAUCGCCGAAGUGCUCCAAAAGCUCAAGCGCCGUCUUGUGGAGGUCUACUUCGAGGCGGAGGAGGACUGGAGAACAAUCGAUCAUGCCGUCGGCGAGAAACACGAUUUGACGAACACCUUCACGGCUGUCUUCGAGAUGAUUGCUAUCAAGCAGCCGCGCGGUAUAAUGAUCGGCCGCUUUGGAGCGCUGACAGAGGCGAAACAAGCUGACAACGCUGUUCAUGAAGACGAGAAGUCUGCUACCUCAUCCGGGACGCAUUCAACGGACCAAGAGAGUCGAGCUAUAUCUGCUCCUCGAAAGCCCCAUCCUUAUAUUAAACCUGCGUUCACUCCUCAUAAUACCCCUACACUACUACGCGUAUAUCACACCGGAGGGACCAUGAGUUCUGGAGCCAUAACAUUAGAGGGGGCAUUCGCAGUCUAUCUCCUGAGUUUAUACCUGACUCAGUGGUUCAGUUACGAUCGGCAGCGCUACGCGAGGUGUCUUCGCCUCAUGGAUGCAGCACAUUCCGCUCAUCACAAUAAGUUAUGCGAAGACGCCGUCCAAGCGUUCCGGGAUGCAAUUUCAUCGCUCUCGGCGGACUACGAAACCCCAUGUUCGGAAUCGGAUGAGCCUCAAACAAUUAGAAACGCAUAUGCGGGACUCAAUAUGGACAAGAUUAUUACUUUAAUGGGAUGCUACAAUGGCCUUGCUUCGUGUAUGAAAGAACUCCAUCGGUUCGAGCAGGGGCUGUAUGCCUUACAAGAGGUGGAAGAACUGUAUGCAAUAGCCCAACGUUCAUGUCGCCCUGCGCUCCACGAGUGGGAUCUUGAGUCGAGCAUCCCGCAACUCAUGCGCAUAGAUCUUCAGUACCAACGUCUUAAGGGACUUGUCGGCAUGAGCGAUGCCUUCCUGGUCCUCGGAAACACUGGUUCAGCGUCGCAGCGCGGCCUCUUUGCGAGCGCAAUAAUAAUAAGUCUUCCCGCUCAACUCUGCACGAGCGACCUUCAGUCUCUCAUGCCAGCCGAGAAGGUGAGACAGCUUGGCUCUUUCCGGCACCCGGAUCCGGAUUUGCACGUCAAGCACCAGCUUUCAAGUGAAGCAUUGCAAGUGAGGGGCUCGUGGCAGAAAGUAUCGAUGCGUAAGGGCACAGGCAGACUAUACAUGGCUGGUGGGCAGCACAUUACGAAUGAUAUCGUCCCGGAAAACUGCAGAGACUUCUGGUGCCUUGACCUCAACGAUGGAGACGGCUGGCGGAGACUGCCCAACAUCCCCCCGCGCAACCUGAAGAACCAAGGCUGGAAGAUGGGUGUGCACAAUAAGAAGGCGUAUCUGUUUACCGGCUCGCCCGCGGUGGACGUCUUUGAUCUGGUCACCGAACGCUGGAUCAGGCUGCUCACCAUGUUCGUCGGACCCGACGAUGGCUGGCAGCCGUGGCAGUGGUCCGGCGAGGUGCUUCCAGGCUACGCGAUGGAGGUUGGUGCAAUCUUCUCGCGGCAACUUGACCUCUCGACCGGUGAAUGGGAGACUUUGUCUGGCAGCUCUGAUCGUGCACCGGCGGAUUACGACGGUCCGGGACCAAGGCAACAUGUUGCAAGUUGGGUCAACGCGGAGAAAAGUCGGAUCUACUUCAUGCAAGGGAUAGCUGACUUGCUUGUUGAUUCGCCGUUCGGAACCAAGCAGGCAUGCUCGUACGACGAUCUCUGGAGCUGGGACAUCGACGAGCGCAAGUGGCGGCGCGAGAGGCUCUCUGGUAAUAAGCCAUGUGCGAGAGGGGAGAUGUCUUGUACAUACGUGCGCGUUCCCAUUGAUCAGUACUUCAGCUUCAGCUAUUUCGCGGAUACGUUUGUUUUGGAGCACAACUCACCAAAGCCGAGGUGGAGGCAUGUCCUGACGCGAGGCUUCCCGACUUAUCGUGCAAUGGGUGCUCUGCGUACCGACCCAGACACCGGAAGGAUGUAUCUCUUUGGCGGCUACACGAAUACUAGCCUAGUACCGGACACCAAACACAUCAACGCUCGCGGAUUCUUCGAAGAAGUGGAUGUAGUUGAGGAGCAAAGAACAGCACGUCUGGGGCCGUGGCAGAAGUGCUUCACCUGCGGCUCUGUCGGGCCUUGGAAAAAGUGCGGAGGUGCUUGCAACGGUCGAGCAUUCUUCUGCGACAGUCAAUGCUUGAAAGAUGGGUGGGCGGAACACAAGCAGAUCCAUGCUUGCAGAAAGUGA